CCUCUCUCUCUCUGUUUCCUUCUCUCCCUCUCUCUCUCUCUGUGUCUCUCGCUCUCUGUCUCUCUCUCUCUCUGUUUCCUUCUCUCCCUCUCUCUCUCUGUGUCUCUCUCUCUCUGUCUCUCUCUCUCUCUCUCUCUCUGUGUCUCUCUCUCUUUGUCUCUCUCUCUCUGUCUCUCCCUCUCUCUCUCUCUCUCUCUCUCUCUCUCUCUCUCUCUCUCUCUCUGUGUCUCUCUCUCUCUUUGUCUCUCUCUCUCUGUCUCUCUCUCUCUCUCUCUCUCUCUCUCUCUCUCUCUCUCUCUGUGUCUCUCUCUCCCAUCUACCUUAGAUAUGUCAUCCUCCCCUAUAAGUUGACUUGUUACUUCAUGUUUUAGAGCUGAUCUAAGACCUGUGGAUAAGCUGCAGCUUCUGCCGACAGGUCUCAGGAAAUCACAUGACAGGAAACCGAGAUGGGUGUUGCGUUAUUGAGUCUGUUGUUGAGAACGAAGACACACACACGCAUACACACAAAUUCACCCAUACAUACAUACACACUGCUAACAGGCCUGACUGGACGAGGUCGAAGAGGAGCGGAGUGGAGAGGGUCCAGAGCAAGGGGUUUUUGCAACACUAUGCUAGGAGAGUGGAGAGGCGGGACUAAGCAGACAAGUGUGUGACCCUUCUCUGUGAUUGGUGGACAGAGAUUGAUGGUUGACAGACGGACGGAUAAAGAGAACGAGACAGACAGCAGAGAGGGAGACGGGGAGAGAGAGAUGGCUCACAGUGUCAACUUUGACCUGACUGCUGAACACAUGGAGGCUGGCCUGGAGAGCCCAGCAGAUGAAGAGGGGGUCCAUGACUCCUUUAACCAGCUGAUAGAGGAUCAGAGACAGGAAGCCUUGGAGCUGCAGGAACUACAGAGAGACCUGGACGAGGAGGAACGAGACAGUGUAGCGUACCUGUCCAGCCCUGGUCAGGAGAUAUGGCGUGGGAGCGCGGGGAGGGUGAGGAGGAAGGGGGGACAGUUAGACCCCCUUCUAGAGGAACGCUGGUCCUCCGCCACCCUCAAAGUCCUCUCCUCCAUGCCCAGCCGCACCAUCGGUCGUAGUCGAGGUGCUAUCAUCUCUCAGUACUAUAACAGGACCAUGAAGUUGAGAAGACGCAGACAGAGCAGGCCUUCCAUAAAGGACUUUUCCCGCUCCGCACGGCCCAGUAUCCGUGGUUACGGCAUGGAGACAGACUGCAUGGAGACCGAGGGCGUGGAUGAGGAGGAGCGUAAGCGUGACCAACUGGUCAACAACCUUCAGAACCUCUCUCUGAGUGACCGGGUCAGGAUGCUGCGAGCCAUGCCUCUCUCUGUGGCAGAGAAGAGUGAACUAAGGAGGUUGGCUGACAGGAAGGGUCAACGCUCCAAUCACAGUCAGAUCUCCUGUUGCAGCCAGAUCAAAUAUCACAUCAUCAUCGCUCUGAGACAUAGCUGGUCCAGUUGUCUCUCCUUCCUCGUGGCGCUGAAGAGGGUGAGCGGUCGUUUCGGCACCGGCGUCCUCUCUUACUUCCUGUUCGUCAAGACCCUCCUCUUCUUCAACAUCUUCCUGUUCCUGGUCACGGGUUUGUUGCUGGCCGUGCCCCAGGCAGUACACCCCCCCACAUUAACCCAGGGACACAAAUCCUUCUCUGGGCUGGAGCUGCUCACUGGAGGGGGUUAUUUCUCAGACUCAGUGAUGUACUAUGGUUACUAUAGUAACUCUACCCUGUCUAAGGACUGUAGAGUCACUAGUAGCAGUAUGGAGCAGCAGCCCAGUCCCUCUGUAUCUAGAAGGACAAUGGAAACAGACUGUGGAGUGAAGCCGUCCUACAACAUGCCCCUGGCAUACUUCUUCACCAUAGGACUGGCUUUCUUCAUCACCUGCAUCAUCCUCGUCUACAGCAUGUCCAAGUCGUUCGGUCAGAGUUUCCGUAUAGACAAGUCACACGGUAUCCUGGCGAUGAAGGUGUUCUGUUCCUGGGACUUUAAAGUCAUCAAGAAAACCUCCGUCAAACUCCGGUCUGAAAACAUCUGCAUUCAACUCAGGGUAGGGACACGUAC
Oncorhynchus keta (chum salmon) is the source of this 2062-nucleotide messenger RNA. RefSeq names its product transmembrane channel-like protein 6. The transcript is spliced from 11 exons. The annotation marks the transcript as partial. The record is from RefSeq and is a predicted model, not a curated record. Gene Ontology annotation, molecular function: mechanosensitive monoatomic ion channel activity. Gene Ontology annotation, cellular component: plasma membrane. Lineage: Eukaryota; Metazoa; Chordata; Actinopteri; Salmoniformes; Salmonidae.